CUGGAUGCAGAUUGAGCAGUAGCUGCCUCUUCCCUUGCUUUCCCCCCAGCAGUUUUCCAGAGCAGGCUACCAGUGACUCUGGCGAUGGAAGCCGACAGCAACAGCUCCUCUGGGAGCUUCAUUCUGAUGGGGAUAUCUGACCACCCGCAGCUGGAGAUGCUCUUCUUCGCAGUCAUCCUCUCCUCUUACCUGUUGACGCUGCUUGGGAACUCAACUAUCAUCCUGCUUUCCCGUCUGGAUGCCCGGCUCCACACACCCAUGUACUUCUUCCUCAGCAACCUCUCUUCCUUGGACCUUGCCUUUACUACCAGCUCAGUGCCCCAAAUGCUGAAAAAUCUCUGGGGGCCAGACAAGACCAUCAGCUAUGGUGGGUGUGUAACUCAACUCUAUGUUUUCCUUUGGCUGGGGGCCACUGAGUGCAUACUGCUCGUGGUGAUGGCAUUUGAUCGUUAUGUGGCAGUUUGCCGACCCCUGCACUAUAUGACCGUCAUGAAUCCACGGCUCUGCUGGCUGCUGGCUGCUAUCAGCUGGCUGGGGGGCUUGGGCAACUCUGUGAUUCAGUCAACAUUCACUCUGCAGCUCCCAUUUUGUGGACACCGGAAGGUGGACAACUUCCUGUGUGAGGUACCCGCCAUGAUUAAAUUGGCCUGUGGAGACACGAGCCUCAAUGAGGCUGUGCUCAAUGGUGUCUGCACUUUCUUCACUGCUGUCCCGCUAAGCAUCAUCCUGAUCUCCUACUGCUUCAUCGCUCAGGCAGUGAUGAAGAUCCGCUCUGUGGAGGGACGUCGGAAGGCCUUCAAUACCUGCCUGUCCCAUUUGGUAGUGGUCUUCCUCUUCUAUGGCUCGGCUAUCUAUGGGUAUCUGCUUCCAGCUAAGAGCAGUAAUCAGGACCAGGGCAAAUUCAUUUCUCUCUUCUACUCUGUGGUCACACCCAUGGUGAAUCCGCUCAUCUACACUCUAAGGAACAAAGAGGUGAAGGGGGCCCUGGGAAGGCUGCUGGGGAAGGGAAGAGAAGCCAGCUGA
Molecule: messenger RNA, 1023 nt
Organism: Peromyscus maniculatus bairdii (prairie deer mouse)
Lineage: Eukaryota; Metazoa; Chordata; Mammalia; Rodentia; Cricetidae
Source: RefSeq, a predicted model, not a curated record